Molecule: messenger RNA, 605 nt
Organism: Bemisia tabaci
Lineage: Eukaryota; Metazoa; Arthropoda; Insecta; Hemiptera; Aleyrodidae
Source: RefSeq, a predicted model, not a curated record
GCUAUCACUUUGCCGAUAAACAAUAUUCAAUUAUAUUCAUGCAACAUCUUAAUUAAUCCAUGUUGGGUUCGGAAUUUCAGGACCCUUGUAGCAUUGACGGCUUUUCAUUGGAUUUUGCGGAGACCCGACUAGGCGAAUCAAUCCAUCCAUCCAUCCAUCCUUCCGUCCAUCCUCCGGUCCCUGUGGAAUUUUUCUUGGAAAAUCAACCUUUGGAAUAAGAUCGAAAUGGAAGCUUUGAACAAUCACGUUCUGUAUACCCCGACGAAGCCAGCGAAAUUGGUCCACUCCAAGGAUUUGGUGAAAGGCCAGCGUUACCCUCUCCGAAAGAUGCUACGCGUCGAUACCAAAUACGGAGCGAGCAUCCUGGCCUACAUCACCAUCGGUGGUGAGAAGUGCAAGGUCUACCUACCGAAAUCCUACAACGCAACGAUCUCCGAUGCGGAUCUAGAGGAGCUCAACUCGAGAAGACUCGACUUGGUCAUGGUAGAUCAACACUUUGCGACUUUCAAAUUUGAAGUCGUGGACAGCCUUGACGAACCGGAGUCGGAAGCCCAAGCUUCGUCUAAAGCCGCACCAUCAUCAUCAAAAGCCUAAGGAGAGCGUGG